GUCAAGAAGUAAUCCGAUGUCGAUACCCCCACAACAUCAACAUUCAAUAAUCAACUCGGAGUCUUGCUUUCAAGUGCUUCAACUUCAACAUGUCUCCUAACUCCUACCAAGAAGAAGAUGAAGAAGUUUCAACUUUCUACCACUAAGUCAGGGUUGAUGAAUGAAUAACCUUGAUUCGUGUUGUUGUCAUCUUUCCGUGUCCGUCAUUCUAGGUAAGCUACUAGAAGAUGGGCGACGAUCCUCUCUCGCUCUUAAGGGCAGCGAAGCCUCCUCCCCCUAAGGCAGCAGCAGCGGAAGCACCGAAGCGCGCACCCCUUUUCUCCGAUAGCUUGUUCGACCUUGAUGAUGUGCUUGGAGGCAGCGCCGGAACAGCCGCGCCUUCCGUUGCCGCACCUGCUUCUUCCGCUGGCGGCACGAAGCAGGGAACAAACUUCGGAAACAAUAACUCAAACUCGUUGUUUGGAAAUGUAGCGCCCAGUGCUGCGGGAGCGGGUGCGACGAAUGGUGGUUUUAAUCCUGCUGCGCGCGAUCCGUUGUUCGAUUUUGACGCGGGUUUUGUUGGCUCAACAGGUCCUGAGACAAGUGGCAGUCAGUCUAGUAAAGAGGCCUCGUCCACCGCCGCAAGUAGAGCACCAUUAUUCGGUGGACUUGUGCCAGCUACUAGCAGUACACCUAGCGGACCUAGUUCAGCGGCAAAAGGGAGCUUAUUUGGUGGACCUACUAGUACUACAGGUGCCAACACUAACAUUGCACCACUAGUAUCUGCGAACAGUGGAGGUCCGCCUAUGUUGGGCGAUGAUGCUUUUGGUCGUGGUGGCGCGACAGCGACUGGUGGUUUCGGCUCUUUGUUUGACCUCGGUCCUGGCAUAACAGCUACAGCCUCUACAACUUCUACACGACCCGCAAGCACUAGCAGUACCAACCUCCAACGGCAGCCUCCUGGAGCUCCUCAUCUAGGUGGACGUCUUCCUCUUCCACAGGCUGCACCUUCUUCCUCCAACAUGAACAAUAAUAAACCAGAGGACCCCGUUCGUCCGUUGCCCCCACCACCAAUAGAUACGAGUAACGACCUUGAUGCCUUUUCCUUUCUCGAUCCGAGUCCAAGAGACGGGAUUUUAGGAGCGUGGGGAUCAGCUGGACAAGGAACACAAGCUGGACAAGCAUCAAGUGGAGGCGUGUUAGGAGCCGGUCGAGGAAGUGCGGGUGGGGCAAAUCCGCUUUUUUCUGCAGCCGCAGCGCCAUUGCCAAGUGCGUCAUUCGCUGGACCAGCUGCGGCUGCGGGCUCUGCCGGCAGCGCAACGACUGCAGCAAUGGCGAACAAUUAUGCUCCGGAUUGAAGGUGCUAGUGGUAGUGCUUAGCUUUAGCUCUAGUUCUGAAUCUUUUUCUUAGUUCUUCUCUGCUCUAAUGCAAUAGUAGAAGUGGAGGUGUUGCGGGAUUAGCGGCAAGUGGGAAGAAACACAAAUACAGCAGUGGCAUGCUUGGCGGCUUGAGCUCUCUCGCUUCGUCGGUAAUGAAGCAAGGCGAGAAAAUGCUACAACAGUUAAGGUUGGUACUAACCAUAUAAAUAAUAGAAAUUUUGAGAAAUUGUAGGAAAUUCUUCACUGCUGCCCCCUCAUCAACGACAUUAUUUAAAUAAAAGAUGAGAAGUAGUUGCUCUUCUCACGAAUCUAAUCCCUGCAGCGUCCGCCAGUGCCCCUGAGAACGAAUUUGGUGGUGGUUUCACGGCCGCAGGUUCGGGAAGUACUUUCGAUGCUGCUGCCACCGGUGAAAGCAUAAACAACGUCCUUAACAGCGCCAGUGCGGCUUACAAUAGCUAUGUCAACACGUCUGGCAGUGGAUCGCCACCAGCGCAAUUGGUAGGAGGUGGUGCUGCUGAUAACGGCUUCUUUGGGGUACCUCUUGGCGGAAGUCCUGAUGCUGGUGGGGUAACGAAGAUAGACCCUGCAAUGGCGAUGAGUGGAACACUGGAAAUCCUCUCACCGGAAGGUGCAGAACUGCCCUCUGUGUAUUCUUUCUGGGAACCUGGUUCUAGUCGACGUAAUACUGGAUUUGGAGACAACACUUCUACCGUGUCCUUGGCGUCGUCGAUGGCAGAGGUGCUGACCGAUGCUUUUCCACUGGAUAAGAUGCUUCCAGGAGAGAGCGUCCUUUUUGAGGUUCCCAGGGCAGGAGCAUUGCCCCAGAUGAAUCGCGUCCCAGAAAACUGCGUGCGACUCGUCAUACCCAAUGUAUUCCCGCGUAGCUGCGUCUGCAAGAAGCUGACAGUGUCGAAUUAUCGGAUGUUUUUCCAGCUUUCUGUGGAUCGAGACUUGGUUUUCUCAGGUUUGAGUCCCGAACGACAAAUGGAACUUCUCGACGGGCUAGAUGGACAGGGACGAGGAAGCAGUCCAUCCACGAUGGGCCAGAGCAACUUCCGCGACUCCCGGUCGCGGGAGGCGCUCUCAAGCGUAGCAUCUUCAGAAGAAUUUCUAGACUUUAAAGAUGGCGCUCUCUCAUCGGCGAGUAGCGCCGUGACGGAGAAUUCGAUCCCGCAGGAGCAAGGGGGGCCGACCGACGAAGCCGGUGAUCGCGCGUUGAGCCACCACUUGAAGAGCUCAACUGACGCGAAAAAUGCUGAUGGAACGACACUGAAGCGACCGCUCGCGAAUGCUGGAGCUACUUCAUCCUCAACGAAAGGCGCCAAAGCUAGUGCUUCCAGCGCCCUCUAUCCGCCUUACUCGUUGGCUGCCUGGCUAAAAGACUCCGACUUUUUGUGCGUCCCAUGGGGCAGUGUGCUGUCGAUCAAGCAGUACGAUCAGAGCGGGUACAGAGAACUCUUGAAGGAAUUAGGCCUAAGCUUUGGGGGUGGCAGUGGAGGGGCUACUAUCGCGGCAGCAACAAGCAACUACGCCUACGGAUCGAGAAGCCAGCUCAGCGGAGACUGCUGGAAAGUCGUCACCAAAGAUUAUGAACGGAUGUUGAAUUAUUCUUUCUUGAUGUACUAGUCGCUGAGAAGUUGAUGAAGUAGUUUUUAUUUCCGUACUGAUUAUGAUGUAUGAGCAUGAAGUUUAAGAUCAAUAUUUUAGUCGAUCUCUCAACGGGUCAUAGACAUAGUCAUCUUCAUCUAACUCUCCCUGCGUGUGUUUUAUCUUGAAGAUGUGCCACCGAAUUUCGGGACCCAGUUGCAGGAGGCCUUUCGCAAAUUUGCCAAUGCAGCUUACGGACCUGGCAGCCUCUUCGCUUUUGCCCACAAGAAUGGUGAACUGGCGAAUACAUCAUCAGCCGAACCAACCGGGUCUUCCUCCGGUGUAGUGGGUGAAGGAGGAGGUGAUACACCUGGCGCUGCGGCGAAUCUAACAGGGGGUUUUGACUUGCUGAAUGGAAGCGGCAGUGUCCAGUGCUCGAGCGGUUCAAGUGGAUCUAUUAUGGCUUCGGAUAUUAGUACCCGAUGUGAAAGUGAUCAAUGUCAGGGGCUUUUUGGAGUCCUUAUACAGGUAGAUACCAGGGAUUUCAAACGCGGUUUUUUCAAAUUCGAGGAAUUCUCUAAUACCAAUCCUAGUACAACAGCCGACGCAGGGAAUGCUGUUAGAGAUGGGUGGUUACUCUAUGAUCCUUUUGCGGAGUAUUCGAGGCAAGGCAUAGACAUGGACACGGAAAUGACGGCUAAAUCUCCGAGUCCUUGGCGAUUAAGUCUGGCGAACAAAAGCUACCAGCUUUGUGAGAGCUACCCGCAAUGGCUAGUGGUUCCGAAACGGGUGACGGACGCCGUUCUGCACAACGUUGGGAGCUAUCGUAGUUGUUCCUUAUAUCAAUGGUUUUUCUUUUUCAUAUGACAUGCACACUAGUAGUAUGGUUAUGUUCUGUGGUGGACGAGAUCUCGAUUAUGCUUGCAAGAGCCACCCCAUUUCAUGACUCCCCUCUCAGGCAAAAAGCAUCGCAUUCCUGACAACAAUUGUUUUUCAUAUGACAUGCACACCAAAGUGAAAAUCUACUAUGUACUGAUAAGUUAAACGUCGCAGUACAACUACUAGUAAAUGGUUAUGUUCUACCUCAUCGAAAUCUACUAUAUCAAGUUCUUCACCGCAGGAGUACAACUACUAAACUAGUAUUAUUAGUUCAAUACCCCACGAAUGGGCACACGACGACGAAAUGUUCUUGUUGUUGUUCUACUACCUCAUAGUACAUUCAAAUGGAAAUCUUAGGCAAAAAGCAUCGCAUUCCUGCCCUUUCCUGGUGUGGUGGACGAGAGAUCGAUUAUGCUUGCGUCUUUCGCUCAUCGCAACCUUGUGACGGCCUAUUCGGGAAUCAGAGUGACGCUGAUGAGUACUUGUUGAAAUCCAUCGCUUCACGUGGAGGAGAGAUGCAGCAGCCUCUUUUCGUCCUGGAUCUGCGAACGCAUAAAUUUAAGACAAGUAGACUCAUGAGGAAAGCUGGUUCUGGUAGUCGGUAGUUGGUCGCCUAAUCCAAAUUGAAACUCAAAAACGUGGGGUAAAAUAAAAUGUGGGGUAAAACGGUACCUCGUCUACAGUAACCUCGAGAAUGUGGGGUAAAACGGUACCUCGUCUACAGUAAACACCAGAUAUAUUCUGGCGAUGAUAGACAGAUACAACAACAUAGAAGAUACACUUCACUUUAGACCCUUAGCACGACUAUCAUCGUCAUAAUCCCUUCCCUUCAUCCACGACGAGUACCUCUGACCCGCUCACAAUUAGAAUUAUCCCUGCAAAGAUAUCCAACAAUAUUAAGUGCCGCGUUCGUUCUAACAAAUCUGCCCUAGGAAACAAGGCCGGUGGUGGUGGGUAUGAAGAUUAUCCUUUCUGCCAAUUAGAAUUCGCAGGAAUACCGAAUAUACAUGCGGUGCGUGGCUCCUUUGAAGGCAUGGAAAAAGCUGUGGCGAGGAUUGCUUACAAUCAAUCCGGAAACUGGUUCGCUGAAGUAGGGAACAGCCUGUGGUUCGAAAAUCUCUCGCUCGUGUUGCAGUUAUGCCGCGAUGAUAAUCAUAAUCAAAUUUGGAAAUACAAUACAUUACAAUUCAUCUCGCACAGUUUUCAGUGCAGACUGCCGCGCGGCGUCAUAGUUUAGUAGCGCGAAAAGGACCCAGCUGCAGUUCCUCUUCGUAAGCUACUGGCUAGCUGUUUGGUCAACACACAGCGAUAUUCUACUAGCUUGCAACAAACACCACUCAUCUUCUAACAUCCGCCGCAGCCAACGUAGCUUGGAAACUUCGACAAAAACGGGCUUGCCUAGUCCAUUGUUCGGACGGCUGGGAUCGGACAGCGCAAAACACCACGUUAGCCAUGCUUGCGCUAGACCCCUACUACAGAACACUUGAAGGUAACAACUUUCUUUUCACCAUCUCAUGCCACUUUUGCUUUACCUUGAUUUUGAAGAAGUUGUUGCUCAGAAACUGAAGUGAUGAACUUUGUACCUGCUGAGAAACCUGUUGGUGCACCAGUGAUUAUUCCCUGUAGUUUUCCUCGUCAUCAUCAUCGUCAUCGCUAGGUUUCUGCGUGUUAAUCCAGAAAGAGUGGGUUUCCUUCGGGCAUCAGUUCAAAACGCGACUGGCCACAUCGAUGAAGGCUGGUGGCGAGUACUCACCUGUUUUCUUCCAGUGGCUUGAUGCGGUUUACCAAGUGGCGGUUUGCCAAUAUCCUUAUGAACCAAUGUUCUCUAAGACAAAAAUCAAGAUUAUACAAUGAAUUCAAAUUAUCCAUCGUCUUCCACGACUACUACUCAGACUCCAGCCUUUGCUUCCAUCUUCUAGACUCUGAGGCCGUAUGCCUCGGCUUAUAAUAAGAAUAAUUAUUUUAUUAGUUGAUCAGUGUAGCGGUUAGAAGGCAGAGAACUGGUUCUCUGUGACUCAUCUCAAAUUGAUUAGUUUCCCAAUAACAUUCAAUGGCACUUAUCUCACGCUUCAUCCGUUAUUAAUAAGUAGAUACAUCUAGUACAACUGAAGUAAAUAAGCAGGAGCCGGUUAGAAGUUUUCAUCUGUAUCCAUCCCUAGGCUUAUCCCUCUUUCAAACAAUAUUAAUACACCUACAGCUAGAACGCUCCUCUUUGUCCUCUUUGUUCUAAUUCUCUGAUGCCUUUGAAUUCAACGAGCGCUUGUUGUUGGACUUGGGCAGCUUCGUUGUGGAUAAUCGGUUUGGAACGUUUCUCGCGGACAAUGAGCGCGAAAGCGUCACUUGCUACGCGACGCGGACCGAAUCCGUAUGGAGUUAUAUUUUGCGCCGCCGCGAUCUCUACGCAAAAUGCGGAGGAGGAGACACCAAGAGAAGGAGCUCGUUCUUGCCCAUCGUCUUCUCCCAGGCAAGACUAAAUUAUGAUUUUUGAUCUACUUCACUGAGGUUGAAGAUGAUUUGUGAUUAAGAGACUGACAACCAUAGCACCGAAGUUGGAGCGCCGACACGAAAGUCAUUUUUGAUCUACUGCACUGAAGUUGUACAUUUUGUGAUUAAGAGACUGACAACCAUAGCACCGAAGUUGGAGCGCCGACACGAAAGUCAUUUUUGAUCUACUUCACUGAAGUUGUGCAUUUUUUGAUUAACAGACUGACAACCAUAGCACCGAAGUUGGAGCGCCGACACGAAAGUGAAAGACUAUUGAUGCUGAAACUAUUACUACUCAUAGAUACAUCUACUGGGGAACAGCUUUUAAUUACUAACAGACUGACGAGCUUCUCCUACCUUCCUCUUGGUGUUACUAUCCACCGAAGAGAUUCUUCGUAUCCGCCGAAGAGCUUCUUCGUAUCCACCGAAGAGCUUCUUCAUCCAUUUAUCUAUUGCUCUAAUGAAAAUUGUGGCAUGGCUUUUGGUUCCGCUACCAUCCGCACUUGUGGGCCGUUACGUAAGGCGAGCUCCUGCGUUGGCAGGUGGUCAUCUUUUGUCGCACGAGAGCCAGUACUUACACAGGAGAAUCACUAGUCGUGGUUAUCCUACAACUUCGCAUGAGCGGGUGGGUACAGAUUUUUUAGGUUACAUACACAUUAAACACGAGCAUUUAGGCACUGUGCAGAUUUUUUUAGGUUACUUACAUACACUAAGAACGCGACCAUUCAGGCACUGUUGUUUCUCUUGAAUCUUCACGUGUUUUCAAGAAGAGUUCAUUUCUCGAGCGCGCAUGAUCAUGCGAUUUCAGCCUUAAGAAAACCCGUCCAAAACCAAAUGUAGCAGCUAGUAUCGGAGACGAAAAGUACAGCGUCCUUGUGCCUGCCUAUAAGAGUACGCACAUAAUUCACAACUUG
Amoebophrya sp. A25 is the source of this 7223-nucleotide messenger RNA. Lineage: Eukaryota; Dinophyceae; Syndiniales; Amoebophryaceae. The record is from the annotation of a GenBank genome assembly.